This is a messenger RNA of Branchiostoma floridae (Florida lancelet), 1721 nucleotides long. RefSeq lists its product as uncharacterized. Lineage: Eukaryota; Metazoa; Chordata; Leptocardii; Amphioxiformes; Branchiostomatidae. The record is from RefSeq and is a predicted model, not a curated record. The transcript has 4 exons. Bases 164 to 1444 code for a protein of 426 amino acids.
ACAUCUUACGUCAUAUUGUUUUUACGGAACUUUGUGUUUGUCAAGUUCUAUAUUUAGCAGCAUGAUGUCAUGAUCACGUGGUUCAGAUGGGGAAAUCCCUGACGUCACCUUGAAGCAACAGAGACAUCAUUUUUCGGUCAGGCGCACGCUGUUCAGUUGUUUGAUGAAAAGUUUGACACGGGUUAGAUUUGCGUGCACAGGUAGAAUCUCAGGAUAUCCGAGUCAUAUUCAUACUCUAGCUCAAAUGUUUGUGAUCCAGUUUCUUCGUUUCUUUCCCCAACUUGAAUGUUUCUUGCACCCCAUCAUACAGGGAACCAAGAUGGCGGACAGUAGGUCGGCUCAGACGUCGCCUUUGCCAGACGACACUCGCGAGCUCUUAAUGGAAACACUCCAGUUCGCGAGACAGCUGUUGCAGAUCGCAGACCAGUACAAGAACGGGUCCCCGGUUAGCGGGGGCGGCCAUGACCAGACAGACGCUGUGACACCGUCCGGAGAGCUGCCGCCGAGCAGCGUGUGUCAGCAGCUGGCCGCCGCCAUGAACCGGGCCUUACGGUUCGUACAGGAGAACCUCACCGUCCCGGAAGAGGUGAUCAAAGCAGAUGUGCGGUUGGCGGAGGAGGCGGGGAGGUACGCCGUGCUGCGGAUCAUGCGCUUCUUCUGGAGGGGCAUCACCAACAUACAGCCCAAAAGUGCCGAGUUCGCAGCGGAACUCAAGGUCGUCAAAGAUCACCUGGAUCAUUGUCAGGAAAUGGUCCCCAAAAUAGAGGAAUACAUCCAACAGGCCGCAGAACUGUGCACCCAGAUCAUGCAGUGCGAAGGCCAGGAUCGCUCCCUCCAGCUGGAGUUCGACAACGUUACGCGGCGUGCAGACCUGGAGCUCACGUUCUGCGAAGAGCGCCUGAAGCAGGCCGAGAAGAAGCUGAACGACCUUGUGAUGAAGGUCAAGACAAGGAAGAGGGAUGAGGGCAGAGGUAUGACUUUACUUGGGAGUGCUGCAGUGUUGUCUGCUGCUGCUGCCACCACACUUCUGUUUGCCUUCAAGGCUCUCACCAGACUGCGAGCCUCGGUCUUGUGUAGCCUCACUGCCAUCGGAGGGGGGUUACUUCUCCUGAACCGCGCAGACCAGAGUGAGUACGAGAAAUUUCUGUCAGAACUGAGGGAGCACCGCAUGAAGAACGAGCAGCUGCAGAUCAGACUGCAGGAACUGAAACGGAGGCUGGAGUCGGAGGUGGAGGCGGUUGGGACGUACAGGGUGGAUGACAGAAUGCCAUCACCUGAGCCACAAGAUAACCAAUCAGAACUGUCCACUGACAUUGAACCAGAACUGUCCACUGAUAUUGAACCAGAACAGACAACUAACAUUGAACCACACUCAGGUAAUGAAGAACAAGACCACACGGAGGCCUCUGCAUCCUCUAGUGUUCCUCAUAACGACCAACGAUAGGACUGAUCACAUGACCAUUUGAUAUAUAACACAGCAGUUGUACAUGGUAGAUCCCAAGGAUCAUGGUUUCAAAAUUGUGGAUGAUGACAGAUUGCUAGAACAAAGAAUUGCAAUUGUGUACAUGUACACAGAUUGGCUUUUGCAUUAAUUCAAAAUGGAGGAACUAUGAUUGUUCAUGUACAUAACUUGAGAUGAUCCACAUGUGCCUUGUAAGGUCCUGUUUAUGGAACCUCUUAUUUAUCCAUGUCUAUGAUAGGUUUAACUUCUCCAAAAAGGC